GGCGGCCACAUGACUGCCGGUACCUGCAGCGAUACACGAUUCCGCCCUUAAAAGCGUGCGCUCCCACAAAGUUUCAAGCAAGCGCCUAGAAGACUCCGACAUGGACGCUAAGUCGGUGGCUUUCGCGUUGCUCUGCACAGCGCUCGCAGUCAACGCCCAGUCGUACGGAGGGGGCAUUCGACGGGUACCCGGAGACUUCUCGGAGGGUCGGCCCGGUGGACUGCUACCUGGAGGCGGCUUCGGCGGAGAGCUAGCCGGUGGCUUUCCGGGCGGCUAUCCCGAGCGAGGUCCUGAAAGGUUUCCAGAAGCCGUAUCGGGAAGCUAUCCCGGCAGGAGGCCGGGAAGAUUUCCAGGUCGGGAUGUCUACCCAGGAGGCUUCCCGGGAGGAACUAACCCGAGACUUUGCGGAGAUCGCAUCUGCCCCAUUGGAACUCGUUGUGUGGUGCACCAGGCUCGUUGUGUGAGACCGCCGUGCAAGCCUAUCCGAACUUGUGUCUCCUAGGAGAUGCACCAUUAUGCACGUCAAGACUCCAGAAACCUGAUGUCUACAAGCAAUUCCCGAAACAUGUUAAAUAAAAGGAAGUUCUGGCUACGGUUCGGCUCGUUUUUACACCUUA
This is a messenger RNA of Dermacentor albipictus, 617 nucleotides long. RefSeq names its product peflin-like. NCBI's taxonomy places the organism in Eukaryota, Metazoa, Arthropoda, Arachnida, Ixodida, Ixodidae. The record is from RefSeq and is a predicted model, not a curated record.